Ostrinia nubilalis (European corn borer) is the source of this 1060-nucleotide messenger RNA. Its product is annotated as 3-oxoacyl-[acyl-carrier-protein] reductase FabG-like. Bases 39 to 782 code for a protein of 247 amino acids. Lineage: Eukaryota; Metazoa; Arthropoda; Insecta; Lepidoptera; Crambidae. The transcript has a single exon. The record is from RefSeq and is a predicted model, not a curated record. Gene Ontology annotation, molecular function: oxidoreductase activity.
UGAAUUCGGCUCCCCAGUCCACGAGUGGCAAUCGAGAUAUGAGCUUCCAGAACAAAGUGGUGAUCGUGACGGGGGCCAGCGCUGGCAUCGGGGCAGCCACAGCGGUGCACUUCGCCAAGGAAGGAGCCAGCGUGGUCGUGGUCGGGCGAAAUGAAGCCAGGCUGCAAGAAGUCGCCGCAAAAUGCACCGCAGUCGGCAGCGCGCCGCUCGUGGUCAAAGCGGAUGUCUCCAACGAUGACGACGCCAAAAGAAUCAUCAGCGAAACCAUAAACAAGUUCGGAAAAUUAGAUGUGCUAGUAAAUAAUGCAGGCGUCAUCGCAUACGGUACACUUUUAGAUGGGAAAAUUUUGGAAAGUUUCGACAAGUGCGUUGCCGUGAAUUUGCGGGCUAUGAUCCACACGUCGAUGCUGGCCGCGAAUCACUUGGUCAAAACUAAGGGGAACAUCGUGAACAUAUCGAGUAUUCUUGGGCAGUUCCAUGUUAGUCCGUUCGUGAAUGGGUAUGCGUCUUCUAAGGCCGGGUUAAAUCACUUCACGAGAGGGGGUGCGAAGGAGUUGGCUGAGCACGGGGUGAGGAUGAACGUGGUGAGCCCUGGGCCGGUGGAUACUGCCAUGCUGGACGACUUCGGAGCGAGUGCGGGCGUGCAGGAGGUGAAGACGGCCUUGGGACGGGUGUCCCAAGCGGAUGAGCUGGCUGACUUGAUUCUGUAUGUGGCCAGUGACAAGGCGAAGGGAGUCACAGGGUCCGUGUUUGUGGCCGAUAAUGGUAUAAGCUUGGUCUAAUAUAAUAUGCAAUAUUUUAUUUUAAUCGAUAACUUUUAUGUAUACUGUGAUGUUGAUGUGAAACUUUCUUCUUAAAAGUUAUCCGAUGCUUGAAAAAUCAGCUCUUGAUUUCAUAAUAAAAAAAAAAUUACAUUGUUCGUAGUCAUUUUUCGACGCAUACUUGUAUUAAUUGAAAAUACUAAUUAAUUUAAUUUUUAUUAUUCAUGGUAAUCAAAUAAAUCGUGUAAUUUUAAUUUAUGUUUUAAUAUUGUCCCGACAUUAUAAUUAUUUCUAAAAAG